GAUCAAUAAUUUAAUUCAUAGGAAUACGAAAUUUGAAACCUAAAACUGAAACUCAAAAUUUUAAUUUAGCUUGUAAUCUCCCCUCCCCUCCCCUCCGAUUUUCUUGAUAAAGAAUUGUCAAAUAUAAGGACCUUACAACCUGACCAAUUGGUUGGUUUUGAGAGAAAUUGAGAGGAAGGAAAGAUGGUGUGGGGAUCAUGGAGGAAAUAUUACAAGGAUGUAGUGACAUUCACAGCAAUGGUGACAAUGGAAUGUGUAAUAGUGGGGAUAAACACACUGUUUAAAGCAGCUACGUUGAAGGGCAUUAGCUUCCAUGUUUUUUUGGUCUACGAUUACGCCGUUGCUGCUCUUCUUCUUCUUCCUACUCCUUUCUUCUCUUACAGAUCAAGAGUGCUACCUCCACUCAGCUUGCGUAUACUAUGCAAAAUUGGACUUCUCGGGUUUAUAGGGAUUUCAUGUCAGAUAAUGGGGUACACAGGCAUCAUUUAUGGUUCUCCUACUCUUUCUUCUGCAAUCAGCAACCUCACACCAGCUUUUACCUUCAUCCUAGCUAUCCUCUUCAGAAUGGAGAAGCUGGUACUGAAACGAAGAAGCAGUCAGGCCAAAGUAAUGGGCACCAUAAUAUCAAUUACAGGUGCAUUUGUAGUGACUCUAUAUAAGGGUCCGGCCAUUGUCAAAGCUUCAAUGUCUCUUCAUCAACCUCUCAACUCUUCAAGCACAAAUUGGGUCAUUGGUGGUGUUUUCCUCACUGUUCAGAAUAUUCUGAUUCCAUUCUGGUACAUUUUUCUUACACAAAUCAUGGAAGAGUAUCCAGCAGAACUAACGGUAGUGUUCUUUUACAAUUUAUGUGUGUGUUUCAUAGCUCUCGUUGUUGGUUUAGUUGUUGAAAGAAAUGCAAGUGCUUGGAGAAUAAGGCCAGACAUUGCAUUAGCCUCGGUUAUUUGCUCGGGAGUCUUCAGUUCUUGUUUGAACAAUACAGUUCAUUCAUGGGCUCUGCGGUUGAAGGGACCAGUUUUCGUGGCAAUGUUUAAGCCAUUUUCCAUCGUCAUAGCUUUUACCAUGGGUAUCGUCUUCCUGGCUGAAACACCUCAUAUUGGGAGUCUUAUCGGAGCAACAACAAUAUCGAUUGGAUUUUAUACGCUGAUGUGGGGAAAGGUGAAAGAAGCAACGGCUGAGGACAAUGGCAGUGGCUCCACCAUAGAUUCAUCAUCUUCCCACAAGGACCCCCUGCUUCAAAGCUAUAAAAAUGGUCAAGUGUAGGAACAAAUGGAUUGGAAAUGGAUAAUUUUCUCAGUUCUGAAGGUCUGUCUUCUUCAGACAACCCUGUUUGAGCUCAUAUCUAAAUAAGGAUUUCCUAUCUGAUAUGCAAAUAUUGAAGCUCCAGUUGAAGAGAAAACAGGUUAUACGACACUAGAUUGGACCAACCAGGCAAUGUGACGAAGCGAUCAAUAUCACGUGGACGGAGCAAGUUAAAAAUGUUAACAAUUGGAAUUUAAAGUUUAGACAAGUGCAUAUUAAGAAAAAUAAAAUUGGGUACAUGAAUAGUUUGGUAUAAUUCGAAUAUCGUAUAUGUAAUACCGCUACUUGAUUACUCAUGGUUCUAGAAUUAGUUAAGAAAGGUGAAAAAUAAGAUGAGCAAGAAAAUGGUACAAAAUGCUUUCCUGAA
Molecule: messenger RNA, 1666 nt
Organism: Gossypium raimondii (Peruvian cotton)
Lineage: Eukaryota; Viridiplantae; Streptophyta; Magnoliopsida; Malvales; Malvaceae
Product: WAT1-related protein At3g28050
Exons: 7
Coding region: 184-1260 (358 amino acids)
Cellular component (GO): plasma membrane
Molecular function (GO): transmembrane transporter activity
Source: RefSeq, a predicted model, not a curated record